Molecule: messenger RNA, 1342 nt
Organism: Paecilomyces variotii
Lineage: Eukaryota; Fungi; Ascomycota; Eurotiomycetes; Eurotiales; Thermoascaceae
Exons: 2
Coding region: 329-1138 (269 amino acids)
Source: RefSeq, a predicted model, not a curated record
AUUUUAACAAUCGAUAGUAUAGCUCCUGCAUCACGGAGUCGGUCCUUUUUUAGACCCUGCUGAGCGAAAUUCAAUAAAGAGCUGCGGCAUUCUUACUGCCCGGGUUGUUUGAUGAGCGGAAAUCUAUUUGUCGAUGCCAGAUGGAGACCCUUCAAUAAUACUUGAGUAAGGCUGUUCCACCAAUAUUAUGUUCUGUUUUAGCGCCAACCCCCCAAGCCUGAAACAAGAACAGCAACAGACAAGGCGCUGACGUUCUUUCGUUUUACUAGUUAUACACAACUGUAUCACAUCAAUCCAUUUCUCUCGUUAUAAAUCUCGUGUCCCGGGAAUGGCAACGAUUGCCAGCAAACCUAAGGUGGAACUCCUCCAGGCAGAGGCAGCUGAAGAUGACCAGAGCUUCUUGCGUCUUCUGGUCGACGGUCAAAGUAUCAAAUAUGUCACUGUCGAACCUGGCCUAUACAGCACGGAGGAUUUGUGUUUCGGACCGUCUCUGGGUUCCAUUCUUCCAGAUUUUCCUCCGGGAGACUGGAACGAUGGGCUGAUAGCCAGAAACACAACUGACGGCAAGCCUUAUUUUGCGCGUGCUACCCGAACUCAGUUCCCUGGCGUGAGGCAUCAAUGGCACGAAACCUAUGUCGAUUACUUCGACCUCAUGGUCGGAGCGAAGCUGCGAACGGGUAUCUACGAAGUCCAAUGUCCACAAUUUGAGGGAAUUGUCGUCGCCAAGUUCGCCCGCUUCGAAUGGGAGAUCCAAUAUCUCGAGGACGAGACCACUGCUUACAGAUGGAUCGACGGCCAUAGCAUUGGACCACGAUUCUUGGGCCAUUUGACUGAGAAUGGCCGAGUGAUUGGAUUCCUGAUGGAACGCAUCACUAAUGCACGGCAUGCCGGUCCAAACGAUCUUGCGGCCUGCCAGGAGACAUUGCGUCGGCUACAUCAACUGGGGAUUCGGCAUGGCGAUAUAAAUCGGCACAAUUUUCUUAUUCUUGGAUCAACAGCUGUUUUAAUUGACUUUGAGUCGGCUCGUAAAUGUGAUGACCAAGAUGCGCUAUGCGAGGAGUUCGACUCCUUGCCAAGGUUUUUAGGAGAUGAGUCUAAUAGAGGAGGGGGCGGGAUUCUUUGCACAGAGCCAAAUUAGUGAAUUAUUGUGUUUCUGGCGAUGUGGUGCAUACGAUGAAAUGUUUAUGAUAAAUCCAGAAAUCCAGGCAGUAGUUACCUACCUAGGUAGGUAAGCAGGUAUUAAAGCAGUGUUGACGGCGGCGAUAAGGAUUUACUUACAUAACCCCGGGGCCUAGACCGAAAUUAGACCAAAUCCAGUAUCUUCCUCUCUCGCGACGCGUUC